CCGCACCAUCCCGCGACCCUCCAUCCUCCAAUCGACACCACUCAUCCCCCAAUUCCAAAAUGCCCCUAACGCCAGCACCAGCCGCACCUUCUCAACAACCUCCCUCCGCGCCCGCGCAAAAACAAUGGGCCAGCUGCGCGCCCGCAACUCUACAGGCCCGUUCUCGUGGAAAGCAGCGCUGCUGUUCGUCGUAACUGGAGCAGGAAUGAUUGUGUACUUCCAGGUUGAGAAGGAGCGAUUGGCGAGGAAGCGCGUUGCUGAGAUGAGUAAGGGUGUUGGUAGGCCAAAGGUUGGGGGGCCGUUUGUGUUGAGGGAUUUGGAGGGGAAGGAGUUUACGGCGGAGGAUUUGAAGGGGAAGUACAGUUUUGUCUACUUCGGCUUCACGCAUUGUCCCGAUAUCUGCCCGGACGAACUUGACAAAAUGGCCGAGAUCAUCGAUAAGGUCAACGAGGCGACUGGCGACCCGAGCCUUUUCGUGCCUGUGUUCAUCACCUGCGAUCCUGUCCGAGACACUCCCGAGGUCCUGCGCGAAUAUCUGAAAGAGUUUCAUCCGGGGAUUGUUGGGUUGACGGGGACGUAUGACCAGGUGAAGCAUGUGUGCAAGAUGUACCGGGUGUACUUUAGUACGCCGCGGGAUGUGAAGCCGGGAGAGGAUUAUUUGGUGGAUCAUAGUAUCUAUUUCUAUCUCAUGGAUCCCGAGAACGAUUUCGUCGAAUGUAUCGGCCGUCAAGAUACCCCCGAGUCAGCAUCGAAGGUGAUUCUGGAGCACAUCAACGAUUGGAAGCGUGAGGGCCGGUCAUUGACCGGUGGACAAUAGCUGUAGCUGUA
This is a messenger RNA of Aspergillus glaucus CBS 516.65, 828 nucleotides long. Its product is annotated as SCO family protein. The record is from RefSeq and is a predicted model, not a curated record. The transcript is spliced from 3 exons. Gene Ontology annotation, cellular component: mitochondrial inner membrane. Gene Ontology annotation, biological process: mitochondrial respiratory chain complex IV assembly; intracellular copper ion homeostasis. Bases 125 to 817 code for a protein of 230 amino acids. NCBI's taxonomy places the organism in Eukaryota, Fungi, Ascomycota, Eurotiomycetes, Eurotiales, Aspergillaceae. Gene Ontology annotation, molecular function: copper chaperone activity; copper ion binding.